AUUCCGGAGAGCUGCAAGCCGGCCGAAGUUGGGCGAGCGCUCUGUGCGGCGACUGGGAGGGGGCUGCAGGUGCCGCGGGAAGAGCUCGCCCGGCUUCGGGGAGGCAGCUGGGCGCUGUGGCCUCUGCGGCUCAGCUCCCUGCCCGGUCGGGUGUCCCAGCCCUGCGACUUCCGGGGCCCGGCGGCGCUUCGGGGAGCUAGUCCAAAGCCAACCUCCAGGGCGAGAGAGCGCACGGCGCGGUAGCCGGGACGGUCCGCAGCACGCGGGCAGAGCUGCCGGCACUCGGGCUCCUGCAGGGGCGGCGGGCGGGGUGGGGUGAAGCGGGCGGGCCCCCCUCCCCUUCCCUCUCCUCCCUCCCGCAGCCCGCCCGCCCUUCCUCCGGUCCUGCAGCCAAUUAGACGGCCCCCUCGGGAGGGAGGCGUGGGGCGCUGCAUAAAGCGGCGGGGAGCUGUCACCCCGGGAGCAGGCUGCGCAGUGCCCAGGCCGAGCCGGUGCGCCGCAGACUAGGGCGCCUCGGGCCAGGGAGCGCGGAGGAGCCAUGGCCACCACUAACGGGGCCGUGGAAAACGGGCAGCCGGACAGGAAGCCGCCUGCCCUGCCGCGCCCUAUCCGCAACCUGGAGGUCAAGUUCACCAAGAUAUUUAUCAACAAUGAAUGGCAUGAAUCCAAGAGUGGAAAAAAGUUUGCCACAUAUAACCCUUCAACUCUGGAGAAAAUAUGUGAAGUGGAAGAAGGAGAUAAGCCCGAUGUGGACAAGGCGGUGGAGGCUGCACAGGCUGCCUUCCAGAGGGGCUCGCCAUGGCGCCGGCUGGAUGCCCUGAGUCGUGGGCGGCUGCUGCACCAGCUGGCUGACCUGGUGGAGAGGGACCGCGCCACCUUGGCCGCCUUGGAGACGAUGGAUACAGGGAAGCCAUUUCUUCAUGCCUUUUUCAUCGACCUGGAGGGCUGUAUUAGAACCCUCAGAUACUUUGCAGGGUGGGCGGACAAAAUCCAGGGCAAGACCAUCCCCACAGAUGACAACGUUGUGUGCUUCACCAGGCAUGAGCCCAUUGGUGUCUGUGGGGCCAUCACUCCAUGGAACUUCCCCCUGCUGAUGCUGGUGUGGAAGCUGGCACCCGCCCUCUGCUGUGGGAACACCAUGGUCCUGAAGCCUGCGGAGCAGACUCCCCUCACCGCCCUUCAUCUCGGCUCUCUGAUCAAAGAGGCCGGGUUCCCUCCAGGAGUGGUGAACAUCGUGCCAGGAUUCGGGCCUACAGUGGGAGCAGCAAUUUCUUCUCACCCUCAGGUCAACAAGAUCGCCUUCACCGGGUCCACAGAGGUUGGAAAACUGGUUAAAGAAGCUGCCUCCCGGAGCAAUCUGAAGCGGGUGACGCUGGAGCUGGGAGGGAAGAACCCUUGCAUCGUGUGCGCUGAUGCUGACUUGGACUUGGCAGUGGAGUGUGCCCAUCAGGGAGUGUUCUUCAACCAAGGCCAGUGUUGCACAGCAGCCUCCAGGGUGUUCGUGGAGGAGCAGGUCUACUCUGAGUUUGUCAGGCGGAGCGUGGAGUAUGCCAGGAAACGGCCCGUGGGAGACCCCUUCGACGUCAAAACAGAACAGGGGCCUCAGAUUGAUCAAAAGCAGUUCAACAAAAUCUUAGAGCUGAUCGAGAGUGGGAAGAAGGAAGGAGCCAAGCUGGAAUGUGGGGGCUCAGCCAUGGAAGACAAGGGGCUCUUCAUCAAACCCACUGUCUUCUCAGAAGUCACAGACAACAUGCGGAUUGCCAAAGAGGAGAUUUUUGGACCAGUGCAACCAAUACUGAAGUUCAAAAGUAUCGAAGAAGUGAUAAAAAGAGCCAAUAGCACUGACUAUGGACUCACAGCAGCCGUGUUCACAAAAAACCUCGACAAAGCUCUGAAGUUGGCUUCUGCCUUAGAGUCUGGAACGGUCUGGAUCAACUGCUACAACGCCCUCUACGCGCAGGCUCCGUUUGGUGGCUUUAAAAUGUCAGGAAAUGGCAGAGAACUAGGUGAAUAUGCUUUGGCCGAAUACACAGAAGUGAAAACUGUCACCAUCAAACUUGGCGACAAGAAUCCCUGAAGGAAAGGCGGGGCUCCUUCUUCAAACAUCAGACAGGGGAAUGUGGCAGAUGAAACGUGCUGGAGAAAAAAAUGACAUGUCUGACCUUCCCCGUACACAUUCUUCUGGAGGCUUUACAUCUACUGGAGUUGAAUGAUUGCUGUUUUCCUCUCACUCUCCUGUUAAUUCACCAAACUGGGGAUGCCCAUAUGUUGUCUGUGAAAUCGCAGUCCUGCCUCGGGAGGGAGCUGUUGGCCAUUUCUGUUUUUCACUUUAGUCCAGAUCCCGGAGACAGUGAGAUACUCAGGGCGUUGUUAACAGGGAGUGGUAUUUGAAGUAUCCAACCAUUGCUUAAAAUGCUUUGCCGAAUCUGACUCCAAUAAGAAUGUGGGAAAACCCCCCUGCGUGUUCUGCAAGCAGGGCUCUUGCACCUGUGGUCUCCUCAGGGUGGACCUGCUCACAGAGCAAGCCACGCCUCUUUCCGAGGUAAAGGUGGGACCAAUCCAUGGGAAAGGACUCACAGUACGUUUUGGGGGUUUUUUUGUUUGUUUGUUUAAAAAAAAAAAAAAAGGAUUUCAUGGUGAGAAACUUUUGGGAAGUGCAUACCGUGGAAGGAUAUCAGGGUCUUUGUGGAUUGCAUAUUGACAUUGACCGUGAGAUUCAGCUUCAAACCAAUACUGCCUUUGGAAUAGGACAGAAUCAAUAGCCCAGAGAGCUUAGUCAAAAAUGAUAUCAUGGUCUACCUUAACCAAGGCACUUUCUUAAGCAGAAAAUAUUGUUGAUAUUACCUUUGCUGCUAAAGAUCCAAUAUUCUAACACCACAACAGCAUAGCAAAUCCCAGGAUAAUUAACGCCCUCAUUUGACAAAUCAGAGCCGUAAUGCGCUUUAACAAAUUAUGCAUUUCUAUCAUGUUCACUAAUGGCUUACGAUAAGUCUAUAUAGUCUUCUUUUUCUCCAGUUCUGUUACCCAUUUUAGAUUAGUAAAACAUACACAACUGGAAAGACUGCUGUUAUAACACAGCCUUGUUAUUUUUAAGUCCUAUUUUGAUGUUAAUUUCUGAUUAGUUAGUAAAUAACACCUGGAUUCUAUGGAGGACCUGGGUCUUCAUCCAAGUGGCCUGAGUAUUUCACUGGCAGGUUGUGACUUUUUCUUUUCCUCUUUAGGUAUCCAAAUGAUGAUGUGCAAUUUCAUGUUUUAACUUGGGAAACUGAAAGUGUUCCCAUGUAGCUUCAAAUACAAAAACAAAUGUAUUAUUCGGAUACUUUUAUGGUUACUAACUAGUACUUUCCUAAUUGGGAAAGUGGUGCUUAAGUUUGCAAAUUAAAUUGGAGAGGGCAAUAACAAAAUGAGGCCCCGUAUCAGAACCAGUGUGUGUAUAAGGAAAACCAUGUAUAAAAUGGGCCUAUCACCCUUGUCAGAGAUAUAAAUUACCACAUUUACCUUCCCUUCAUCAGCUAACACUUAUCACUCACACUACCAAUAACUUGUUAAAUCAGGAUUUGACUUCAUACACUGAAUUUUCAGUAUUUUAUCUCAAGUAGCUAUAGACACUAACCUUGAUAGUGGUACGUUAGAGGGUUCCUAUUCUCUCAUUGUACAAUAAUGUCUUUAAUAUGAAAUGCUACAUUAUUUAUAAUUGGUAUAGUUAAUGUAUCUUUUUAUAGUUGUAAGUACACAGAGGUGGUAUAUUUAAACCUUCUGUAAUAUACUGUAUUUAGAAAUGGAAAUAUAUAUAGUGUUAGGUUUCACUUCUUUUAAGGUUUACCCCUGUGGUGUGAUUUAAAAAUCUAUAGGCCUGGGAAGUCUGAUCCUAACUGCAGAUCGUGUUCCACAAUGCAAAAAUGAUAAAAUAAAGUUGGAUAUUUG
This is a messenger RNA of Mandrillus leucophaeus (drill), 3924 nucleotides long. It is a transcript of the gene ALDH1A3, whose product is annotated as aldehyde dehydrogenase 1 family, member A3. Gene Ontology annotation, molecular function: aldehyde dehydrogenase (NAD+) activity. The coding region runs from base 539 to 2077 and encodes 512 amino acids. The transcript is spliced from 13 exons. The record is from RefSeq and is a predicted model, not a curated record. NCBI's taxonomy places the organism in Eukaryota, Metazoa, Chordata, Mammalia, Primates, Cercopithecidae.